AUGGCAGCGGCCCCCCCCGCGGGAACGGGCCCGGCGCGGACACUCGCGGCCGCCGGCACGACCAAUGGGAAGCGAGGGCUCCUGUCACGGGAAGCACUGGCCUCUGGCUGGGCCGCAGCAGAGGAAAGCUCUUGGCUUAUUCAGCUGCCCCAUUUCCAGUUCAAGGAGAUAAUGAAGAGGCGCAAACGCCAGGAGGAAAGGCUGGGCCCUGGAACCUACAACAUCAGGGACUUCCUGCAGGAGACACGGCCCUGCAGCCUCCGGGGGAUCUGCGACACGAGGGAGCAGCGGUUCAGAGAUGCCCACAGGAACUGCUUCCCUGGCCCCGGCACCUACAGCCCACAGGGGAACCCCUACAGCAGCCUGGAGAGGGCCAGGCGCUCGGCUGGCAGGCGGGGGCUGAUGGACAGCGGGACCCCAAGGUGCGCCCUGCCCGCUGCCACGGGCAGCAGCCUGGGACCCGGCACCUACGACCCAUGGAGCAGCACAGAGCGGGGGCUGCGGCGGGCGGGCGGCCCUGGCCAUGGCCCUGGCCAGUCCUUCUCCAGGGACAGGUCCAAGGCUGCCCAUGGUGGCCGCCAAACCUUGGAGAGAGGCACCGAGCUGAGCACUGGCACUGUCAAGAGCUUCGUGGACAAGCUGACAUCAAAGGAGAAUGAGAAGAAAGGGCGCUUCAGCACCCUGCCGAGGAACACGGGCUGCCCCACGGAGAGGAUCUUCUGGGCCACGCUCAGCCAGUGCCCGAGGAAGGUGUAUGCAGUGGGGCCGGGCUCCUACAACCCAAAGCCCUUUGAGAGCUCAGCAUCCUGCAGCCAGGCCCCAUUCUGGUCAUCUGCCAAGAGAUUCGACAGGAGGUCCUUCCACCUCUUUACUGGGAACCAGAACCCUGUAGGUGUUGGUCGCUACGACAUCAGCAAGCAGGAGAAAUGCCCCCAGAAGCUGCGAUCCCCAUCCCUGUACCAGCGUGAUGCACAGCGCUACCUCAGCAACCUGCAGCGGGACGCCUGCCUCCUGGAGCGGCUCAAGCCUGUUGCUAAAAGCAAGUGGGGUAAUUUCUGCCAUGUUGUCCAGCAACCUCUGAAGCAAUCACCUUUUGCUGAGCAGGAGAUGGUGCUGGGCAGCCCAGAGAGGUGA
This is a messenger RNA of Colius striatus (speckled mousebird), 1134 nucleotides long. RefSeq names its product ciliary microtubule associated protein 2 (gene CIMAP2). NCBI's taxonomy places the organism in Eukaryota, Metazoa, Chordata, Aves, Coliiformes, Coliidae. The transcript is spliced from 9 exons. Bases 1 to 1134 code for a protein of 377 amino acids. The record is from RefSeq and is a predicted model, not a curated record.